Prunus mume (Japanese apricot) is the source of this 2185-nucleotide messenger RNA. RefSeq names its product cytochrome c biogenesis protein family. NCBI's taxonomy places the organism in Eukaryota, Viridiplantae, Streptophyta, Magnoliopsida, Rosales, Rosaceae. The record is from RefSeq and is a predicted model, not a curated record.
AGUUGCUUUGGAGCUGAUAACACUCCAGCUCUCACGAGUCUCCAACAAUGGAGGCUCUAAAUCUAAACCCCACCACAACCCCCAAAUCAUGUCUACCCAAAACCUAUUUCCUCAAAGCCCCUCUACUCCCCUGCACCUUGAAACCCACAUUUUCUCCCCACAAUUGUCAAAUUCACAGACAUUCAUUCAAGAAGACACCUUUCUCAUUCACCACCGCUUGUAAGCUGAAGACCCCUCGAGAUAACAAGAAGAACAACACCAAAAGCAACAAAAUUGCCAAGCAGAUUAUACUCUCUGAAGGAGAGCCGCCUCCGUUGGCGGAGGAGAGUGGCGGCGCCGGCGGAAGCGAGGAAGCUCCGGCGAAGUUAGGAAGUGGGAGUGGAGUAAUGGGUUUGGUGAAGAGGUUGCCCAGAAGGGUUUUGUCAGUUUUGUCUUAUCUGCCUUUGGCUAUUGGAGAAAUGUUCGCCAUUGCUGGUCUUAUGGCUCUGGGAACUUUCAUUGACCAAGGUGAGGCCCCGGAUUUCUAUUUCGAUAAGUACCCUGAAAGUAAUCCGGUGUUGGGAAUUUUCACUUGGAGAUGGGUUCUUACCCUUGGGUUUGACCACAUGUUCACAUCCCCCAUUUUCCUUGCACUAUUGGCUCUCCUCGGUGCAUCACUAAUGGCCUGCACUUACACUACACAAAUACCCCUUGUCAAGGUUGCAAGAAGAUGGAACUUUUUGCAAUCUUCUGAGGCCAUCAAUAAGCAGGAAUUUUCAGAGUCUUUGCCAAGAGCAUCAAUUCAAGAUUUGGGUGUUGUUCUUAUGGGAGCUGGAUAUGAGGUAUUCUUGAAGGGGCCUUCUUUAUAUGCUUUCAGGGGGUUGGCUGGUCGGUUUGCCCCUAUUGGAGUACAUUUAGCAAUGCUGCUAAUAAUGGUAGGUGGAACUCUUAGCGCAACUGGGAGCUUCAAAGGAACAGUCACAGUUCCACAGGGUUUAAAUUUUGUUAUAGGAGAUGUGAUGGGCCCAAUCGGGUUUCUCUCUAAGCCAACUGAGGCUUUCAACACAGAGGUUCAUGUCAACAGAUUCUACAUGACCUACUACGACAGUGGCGAGGUAUCACAAUUUUACACUGAUCUUUCGCUACUGGACCUUGAGGGUAAGGAGGUGCUAAGGAAAACAAUCAGUGUAAAUAACCCUUUAAGGUAUGGAGGGAUCACCAUAUACCAGACAGAUUGGAGUAUUUCAGCGCUACAAGUACUUAAGGAUAAUGAAGGACCUUUUAAUUUGGCGGUGGCACCUCUUAAGAUCAAUGGAGACAAGAAGCUUUAUGGAACCUUCUUACCCGUUGGAGAUGUUAAUUCUCCUGAUGUUAAGGGAAUAUCAAUGCUUGCCCGUGAUCUACAAUCAAUUGUCCUGUAUGAUCAAGAAGGGAAAUUUGCUGGAAUUCGACGGCCAAGUUCCAAGCUUCCAAUUGAAAUUGAUGGCACCAAAGUUGUAAUUGUAGAUGCAAUUGGGAGUAGCGGUCUUGACUUAAAGACUGACCCGGGAGUGCCGGUGGUAUAUGCUGGAUUUGGUGCGCUAAUGCUCACUACUUGCAUCAGUUUUCUGUCUCAUUCACAGAUAUGGGCCAUACAAGAUGGAACAGCAGUGAUCGUAGGAGGAAAAACUAACCGAGCAAAGGGUGAAUUUCCAGAGGAGAUGAACCGCUUACUCGAUCGGGUUCCAGAAUUAGUUAACUCGUCUCUUUCCAGGCAGUCAGAUAGCAUUGUUGGCUAGUUUCUGGGGCAUCUAGAUGGAAUGGAAGAGCAGGAUUAGAUGCUGCUCUUCUGGCUAGUGAAGUAAAAAUCCAGAUAUUGCUCCCAUCUAAAAUGAUUUUCCAGUACAAACGAAAAGAGAGAGAAUUCAUUACUCAUUUAUGAAGCACAAUUUGACAGAUCGGUGGAGCAGUUCCUAUACUUUAUUCAUCCAAAAAUUAUUUUUCGAGGCACAAUUCAACACAGAGUGACCAGUUGAAUUUGCUUUUGAAUGUAUACAUACCAGCACUAUACAUGAUUCGUAUUGUGGUUCCCAGGCAAAGUCCAAGUUUUAAAAUUGUAUGUAUUUAUAUGUUGUAUAGUUGCUUCUCCUACAAGUAUUGAACUUAGUAUACAUAUUGUAACAGUUCCGCAUUUGUCGGAUUCGAAAAGGGUACCAUUCUUUACACA